Messenger RNA from Micropterus salmoides (largemouth bass), 976 nucleotides. Its product is annotated as butyrophilin subfamily 2 member A2-like. The coding region runs from base 81 to 656 and encodes 191 amino acids. NCBI's taxonomy places the organism in Eukaryota, Metazoa, Chordata, Actinopteri, Centrarchiformes, Centrarchidae. The record is from RefSeq and is a predicted model, not a curated record. The transcript has 5 exons.
ACGAUCACCUUAAAGCAUAAUUUUAAAACAUCAGGACUGACUGCGAUCACACCACCCAGCUUGUUUGACUCAGCUCGGUGAUGAUGAAGGCUGCACUUGUCACGUUCAGCUCUCUGUGUUACUUUGUCGGACUGUUGGCUGAAACCGGAAAGCCUCGAGCCAUUUGCCCGAAUCCCACAAUUGAGGCAGUGGAAGGUGAUACAGUCACUCUACAAUGUUAUUUGAAUCCCCCGCACAACGUGGUGGAUUACGCUCUUGAUUGGACAAGAGAUGACCUCAACAAAGGGGUGUACUCUUAUCGAGGCAAGCAGGAAAAUCCAAAUGACUGGAUGGAUCAAUACAAAGGCAGGUCGACUCUCCACCUUGAAGACCUGAGCAGAGGCAUCCUGACUCUGCAGAUCUCCUCAGUACAGCUGGCUGACAGCGGACCGUACAAGUGUUUUAUCUCAAGACUGUUGACCAGCUGUGUUGUUAAUGUCACUGUUGUCCACCAGAGCAAAAAGAACACAACUAGACCUCCACCAGAUGAGCUGGACAAACCUGAUGGUGGAAAAAGGCACAUUAUUCAUGCUGGCAUCAUUUCCUCUCUUGUUGUUCUUCUUGGAGUUCUGAUUGUGCUUCUGGUGAAAUAUAAAUUAAAGAAGAGGCUCAGAUGAAGCUGUGAGCUGGAACACCUGAGAACAUCAUCAACAAAAGAGGAGACAACUGUCUUUGUUUGUCUGUGAUUGGCUGUCUAAAAUUAGCACAGAUGACUGAACCGUUUUUUAAAUCACAAGUAUUUUUUGUUAGAUUUUUUUUGUUUAAAGAAUGUACUUUUUUAAGAAUUUAUUUUUUUAAAUAAUUUAUUUUAAAUAAUGUUUUGCAGUCCACCAAACAUCUUGGCAUUAUGGAAUCAGGGACCUUGUAUCUGUUAAUAUUAAUCGUGUCUAACAGUCUUAUCCAUAAAUUCAGGCACAUGAGGGAGGCAAAGAACCAA